AUAGAGACUUUGUCACGACACCUGCAGGCAGUCAGCUUCUAGAGCGGUGGCAGUUGCAGCAGUGUUGUGUAUCUGUACUAAGCUGUGCCAUCAUCCCAUGUUCCCUCUGCUCCAUGUGUCUCUGCACAGAAACAAGUAAACUGCAGCACAACAGGAGGCUGAUCCUGGAUAUACAGACACGAGACAGUGGAAGGACCUGCUCAGCCUUACAGCUCUUUCCAGGCAUGUUUUAAAUCUUCCUCUUAUGAUACCUACUUUUCACUCCAUGGGAUUUUACUAUCUGUGGAUUCUGGAGUUUUGUAUCAUUAUGUUUUUUCAACUGUAAUACAUUUUCCCGAAUGGUAGUAAGAUUGCUCGCUGGAUAUACCUUUUUACUGGCAAUUUGUGAAAUUGGAGCCUUGUUGGAGCUGCUUACAGCUGAUUCAAUAGCAACAAAGCCUUUAUUCAUUAAGUGAAAGUGGCGCAAAUGUCUUCAGUUCAGCAUUCUUCUAGCCUCUUGCCAGGCUAACUCUAUGCAUGAUUGCAGAGCUCGGAUUUAGACAAGGAUAUAGGCUUGCAGCUAACUGGAUUCGAUUUAUAAGUGCGAAAUCUGCAGUAAAUGGCAGCUCUUCUCAUUUUGCUACCAUGGAGAACAGAAUUGUCAAUAGAACGUAUUCUGAUAAAUAGAGCUGAGUGAAGAUGCUGCUUCAAGGAGUGCCAAAUCAAUGGAAGAUACUUGCCGCACGAGAAGCUUUUUGAGAGUUUUCUGACAGGAUCGUAUUUAACAAACCUGAUACAUUUCCUCUGAUUGCCCUGCUUUCGACACGUGGAUACAAAUACAAUUGCUUGUACAACUAAUGUGGGACUAUGGCAUUCCCAAGGCCCAGACACCUGAGUUGUUUAUGGAGAGUUACAUGGUUGCGCUUUCUACCCAUACGAUUGGAUUCCACAUUUGUACUCUGUGUAUUUGGAUUUUUCCUUCACAUUGUGACUGUGCGCUCGCAAAAACUGGAUGAUGUUGAUCCUGUAGUGGUAACCACAUAUGGCAAAGUCAGAGGGUUUAAAAAAGAACUUAAUAAUGAAAUACUAGGACCUGUCAUCCAGUUUCUUGGGGUUCCUUAUGCUGCUUCACCAAUAGGAGAGAGGCGGUUUCAGCCCCCUGAACCUCCAACAAUGUGGGGAGAUAUAAAAAAUGCCACCCAAUUUGCACCAGUAUGCCCUCAAAACAUUGUGGGGGGCAGAUUGCCUGAAAUCAUGCUUCCGGUUUGGUUUACUAAUAACUUGGAUGUAGUUUCUUCUUACGUUCAAGACCAGAGUGAGGACUGCCUAUAUUUAAACAUAUAUGUUCCAACAGAGGAUGUAAAAAGAAUAUCCAAGGAAUGUGCCCGGAAACCCGGCAAGAAAAUAUGUAGACAAGGAGGUCCCCUUACAAAGAAACAGACAGAUGAUUUAGGUGAUAAUGAAGGUGCUGAAGAUGAAGACAUACGAGAUAGUGGAGGACCCAAACCAGUUAUGGUGUAUAUUCAUGGAGGCUCCUACAUGGAAGGCACUGGAAAUUUUUUUGAUGGAAGUGUACUGGCAAGUUAUGGAAAUGUAAUAGUCAUCACUGUCAACUACCGCCUUGGGGUACUUGGCUUUCUGAGCACUGGUGACCAAGCUGCAAAAGGAAAUUAUGGUCUUUUAGACCUUAUUCAAGCCUUACGAUGGACUAGUGAAAAUAUUGGUUUCUUUGGAGGUGACCCAUUAAGAAUAACAGUUUUUGGAUCAGGUGCUGGUGCAUCUUGUGUCAAUCUUCUGACUCUGUCCCAUUAUUCAGAAGGUAACCGCUGGAGCAAUUCAACCAAAGGUCUUUUUCAAAGAGCAAUUGCACAAAGUGGAACAGCCCUUUCCAGUUGGGCAGUUAGCUUCCAGCCUGCCAAAUAUGCUCGGAUUCUGGCCACAAAAGUUGGAUGCAACAUGUCAGACACAGUAGAACUUGUGGAAUGUCUACAGAAGAAGCCUUACAGAGAACUUGUAGAUCAAGAUAUACAACCAGUGCGGUAUCAUAUAGCAUUUGGCCCAGUUAUUGAUGGAGAUGUUAUACCUGAUGACCCACAGGUAUUGAUGGAGCAAGGUGAAUUCCUCAACUAUGAUAUUAUGUUGGGAGUAAACCAAGGUGAAGGUCUUAAAUUUGUAGAAAGUACCGUGGAUCAUGAAGAUGGUGUUUCCAGCAGUGAUUUUGACUUUGCGGUUUCUAAUUUUGUGGAUAAUUUGUAUGGAUAUACAGAAGGGAAAGAUAUACUGAGGGAAACAAUAAAAUUUAUGUAUACAGAUUGGGCAGAUAGGAAUAACCCAGAAACAAGAAGAAAAACAUUGUUGGCUUUGUUUACGGAUCAUCAGUGGGUCGCACCAGCUGUGGCAACUGCGGAUCUACAUUCAAACUUUGGUUCACCAACAUAUUUUUAUGCCUUUUAUCAUCAUUGCCAAACAGACCAAGUACCUGCUUGGGCAGAUGCAUCCCAUGGGGAUGAAAUUCCAUAUGUGUUUGGGAUUCCUAUGAUAGGCCCUACAGAAUUAUUUCCAUGCAACUUCUCUAAAAAUGAUGUCAUGCUUAGUGCUGUAGUGAUGACAUACUGGACAAACUUUGCCAAAACUGGUGAUCCGAAUCAGCCUGUUCCACAGGAUACAAAAUUCAUACAUACAAAACCAAACAGAUUUGAAGAAGUUGCUUGGACUAGAUAUUCACAAAAAGACCAGCUUUACCUUCACAUUGGCUUAAAACCUAGAGUCAAAGAGCACUACAGGGCAACCAAAGUGAACCUUUGGUUAGAGCUUGUACCACGCCUUCAUGUUAUGAAUGACCUGACCACAACAAAAGGCCCUUCUACAGAUAUAACAUCUAGGCCUACAGGGAGCAAUACCGUGCCAGUAACAUCAGCCUUUCCAACUGUCAGUGAAGAUAAUUUUAAACAAAAGCCAAGUUCAAUUUCAUUGGAAAGAGACUACUCGACUGAGCUCAGUGUUACAAUUGCAGUUGGAGCAUCUCUGCUUUUCCUUAACAUCCUGGCAUUUGCAGCAUUAUACUACAAGAAGGAUAAAAGGAGACAAGAUGUCCAUCGAAGGUGCAGCCCCCAACGUACUACAGCAAAUGAUAUAGCCCAUGCACAAGAAGAGGAAAUAAUGUCUUUACAAAUGAAGCACACAGAUUUAGAUCAUGAAUGUGAAUCUAUACAUCCACACGAGGUUGUCCUUAGAAAUGCCUGCCCUCCUGAUUACACACUUGCAAUGAGAAGAUCUCCAGAUGACAUCAAUUUAAUGACACCGAAUACUAUAACAAUGAUUCCUAACACUAUACCAGGGAUUCAACCCAUACACGCCUUCAAUACUUUUACUGCUGGACAGAAUAACACUCUACCACACUCCCAUCCACACCCACAUCCACACUCACAUUCUACAACCAGAGUAUAGCCAAACUAGAUGAAGAACUUUAUUUUUUGAUGUCUUAAAGUAGACAACCUUAAAGGAAAGUACAUGGCUUUUCUGACUUGAAGGAGUAAACAAGUGCAUAACAAUUAUACAUAUAAAAAAACAUUUCAAAUUUUGAAAAAAAAAUGUAAAUAUGAAAUUGGACAAAGCAGCAAUUGAAGUAAUUGCUCUAAGCGAUAGUAUUUUUUCCAUUCCUGUUAAUUUUUUUGUAAUUUUUUUCUUUCAAAAUUUAAGUUACAAAUUGAUGUUUGGCAUGUGCUAUAAAAUGAGAGGACAAAGACUUUAUAUGUACUGUAUUUAUAUGCACAAGAGACUCACUCAUGGAAUGUUAGAUAGU
Molecule: messenger RNA, 3781 nt
Organism: Xenopus laevis (African clawed frog)
Lineage: Eukaryota; Metazoa; Chordata; Amphibia; Anura; Pipidae
Gene: nlgn1.S
Product: neuroligin-1
Exons: 8
Coding region: 847-3426 (859 amino acids)
Source: RefSeq, a predicted model, not a curated record